GGCCAGUGUUGCAGGCAGGCAGGCAGUGGAGAGAGUGUUGAGCCGCAGAGACGUGCCCAGGGUGGAUAAACCAUGCUCACUAAGUGGGAGAAAGACUCUGCCCAGGACACAAGAUGAAGGUGGAGAGGAAGACCUCCUCUACAGGCGACAGUUUUACUGACAUUCCUCCGCUACUGACGCUCUUUGGCCUCCUCCUCCUUUUCUUCACAGGUGAGGUGUCAGGGGUGAAUGUGACCAGCCAAACCCAGGUGGUGAGGGGCACGGUGGGCAAAGAGGCCCUCUUGUCAGUCAGCUACUCCAGCAGCAGCUCCGACAAGCCUGUGAUUAAGUGGCAGCUGAAGAGGGACAAAGAGAAACCCAUCACCGUUGUGCAGUCCAUAGGAACGGACAUCAUAGGGAACCUGAGGCCAGAGUACCGCAACCGUAUCCUGGUGUUUGAGAACGGGUCGCUGCUGCUUCACAACCUGCAGCUGUCAGACGAAGGGGCGUACGAAGUCGAGAUCUCCAUCACAGAUGACACCUUCACUGGAGAGCACUACAUUGAGCUCACUGUGGACGUCCCCACGUCCAGACCUUACAUCCAGAUGAUGGCCUAGUCCGUCCUGGAGUACAGCGAGCACUUUAACCUCCACUGCUCCCACGAUAACGGCACAAAGCCCAUCUACGGUUGGCUGAAGGGAGGCAAGGUGCUGACCAAUGACACACGCCUGCUGCUUUCACAUGACCAAAAGGUGCUGACCAUCUCACGCGUUGUGAUGUCAGAUGAUGACAUAUACGUCUGCACAGUGGAGAACCCCAUCAGCAGCAUGAAGAGCAUGCCUGUCAGGCUCACUGUCUACAGACGGAGCUCGCUAUACAUCAUCCUGUCCACCGGGGGCAUAUUCCUCCUCAUCACCCUGGUGACAGUGUGUGCCUGUUGGAAACCAUCCAAAAAGAAGCAUCGACCCGUCCCCCAAAGAGCUCCCAUCUAUUUGGAGCAGAGUGAAAAUGGCCACGAUGUUGAUGUUGUUCCCAAACCAACUACACUUGGUCGGAGGAGUCCCAUGCCUCUUUAUGUUCUCAAUGAAGAUGAGACUCUGGAGCGGUUAGAAGAAUGUUCUGGCAAUGCCAGCAUCCAAUCAGAAAUGAGUAUCCCUGCUACCUAUGCUCCAGUGCUUCCCCCCUCCUCCAACAGAACUGAGCGGCCCAUCUGGUCUACCCCUCGCAGAUACCCCCGCAGCCCCUCUCCCCUGGCACAGCCUCUCCCACAGCCCCUUCCAGGUCCUCCCCCACGCCCCCUCCGCUCACCUGCUCACUCCCCUGGUUCAUCUCCACGCAGCUUCAGCCCAAUAAGAAAGGUCCGUCCGCCAGUAGGCAUCCCCACCAGCCACCUGCCUGUAGAGGCAGAGUGUCCCGACCCUUGUGAUCAGACUCACUGUCCAUCACAGCAGUGACAACUGCUCGAAUGUAUGUUUUCAUUCUGCGAUAUGUAAAGUCAUGUGUAGUUUGUUGGUCUUCUGUUAUCCUGCCACAAGGGUGAUGGAUUUGAUGCACUAGGAUAAGAGAUGAGUUCACUGUCAGCUAACUCUUCAUAUGCCAUUAUUUAUCAUCGAUGUCUCUAUGGCUAUGCACAGUAUCCCUGUAGUUUUUUGAAGUCAUGUGAAAAUUUAUAUUCUGUCCACCAGCAUGUAGUAGAUCAUGGAAAUGAUGCUGAGACAGUGAAGAUUUUCCACCUCUGGUAUAUAUUUUGCUUCUUGAAUUAUGAAUAUCUUGGGAGAUUUUGAUAAGUACCUGUACAUAUGUAAGUUAAUAGUUUGGGUCAGGUGUUUUUUUUUUGUUUUGUUUUUGUUUUUGUUUUGAACAAUUAAACCACAAAGUGUAUUCUUAUUCACCAUUAGGUCAUCCUAUAACCUAAGGU
Epinephelus lanceolatus (giant grouper) is the source of this 1897-nucleotide messenger RNA. It is a transcript of the gene hepacama, whose product is annotated as hepatic and glial cell adhesion molecule a. The record is from RefSeq and is a predicted model, not a curated record. Lineage: Eukaryota; Metazoa; Chordata; Actinopteri; Perciformes; Serranidae.